Seriola dumerili (greater amberjack) is the source of this 3244-nucleotide messenger RNA. RefSeq names its product plakophilin-4-like. The transcript is spliced from 21 exons. NCBI's taxonomy places the organism in Eukaryota, Metazoa, Chordata, Actinopteri, Carangiformes, Carangidae. The coding region runs from base 16 to 3165 and encodes 1049 amino acids. Gene Ontology annotation, molecular function: cadherin binding. Gene Ontology annotation, cellular component: cytoplasm; adherens junction; nucleus. Gene Ontology annotation, biological process: cell-cell adhesion; cell-cell junction assembly. The record is from RefSeq and is a predicted model, not a curated record.
CAGCUUGAGAGGUGCAUGCUGGGGGCGGAGUCACCGGCAGGAGACAGUAGCAGCUCAUCUGAGAAGUCGUUUGCAUGGAGAUCUGCAGGCGGAGAGUUGCAGGGCGGAGCCAUGGAGACAUCUGGUCGCCACCUGGAGGCCGAGGAGGGACUGUACCUGCCUGAACCAGACCGCGCCUCCCUGCAUGACAGCUCAGGAGGUCACUCAGCCCAGAUGACCUCGUACUCAGACAGCGGUUACCAGGACAGCAGUGUUAGUUAUUAUAGCAACCAGAAUGUGGUGCGUUCAGAGCCCCGGGCCUCGCUAUCAAGAAGCCCAAGAGCGGAGGGUCAAGCCUCAGGGCAGGUAGGGGCGUCCAGCCGGGUGUUGCGGAGGAUGGCCUCCCUCCCCUCCAGGAGCCAGUCCCCUGGCUGCGGCACCGCCGGCACUGUCUCACCCUCCCGCAUCUCCCUGCGAACAUCUCAAGGCAGCACCUACGACUCGCCCAUCCUCUCUGAGCCCAAACCUCUGGCUGCUGUGUUCCCCGGCACCACUAUGCCGCCAUCCUGCCCGUCACCCACCUCCCCGACCAGCGGCACACAGGCCCUGGGUGGUGGGGGAGGAGGUGGGGGUCUGACGGGGUCACCACUGCGUUCGGGGAUGACGGCGGUGCCUCAGCACUACGGCUCGACGCUGCCCAGGCAGAGCCAGCCGCUGGCCUACGGAGCUGAUCCAUACGGCCUGUACCAGAGGAGCGCACUGCCCCGCCCCGACAGCCUCAUAGGGCUCCACAGCUCAUAUGCCGGUCAUGCGGGGCAGAUAGACCCAGAGCUGAGGGCAGCAUUGUCCCCGGACUGCCACAUGACGCCUGUUUUCGAUGAACGAUCCUUCCACAGCCCCCUGUACCACAGCCCCACCCAUGACCCCCAGGGUACCCUCUACAGGACAAACACAGGUAUGGGGACUCUCCCUCGGACCACAAGCCAUUGCGGCACGCUGCCAUACCAAAGAAGCAGCUAUGGGCUGAGCUCUGCAGCUCUGUACGUCGACUCCUACAGGGUCUCCGGCGAGCCCGUCUACUCCCACCGGCACUCGGGACUGGUGGACCGGGUCGCUACACGCACCCCGUCCAUCGAGAGCAUACACAAGGACCCCAGGGAGUUUGCUUGGCGUGACCCCGAGCUGCCGGAGGUCAUCCACAUGCUGCAGCAUCACUUCCCCUCUGUCCAGGCCAACGCCGCCGCCUACCUGCAGCACCUGUGUUACGGAGACAACAGGGUCAAGGUGGAGGUGUGUCACCUGGGAGGCAUCCAGCACCUGGUAGACCUGCUAGAUCACAAGGUGGCAGAGGUUCAGAAGAGCGCCUGCGGGGCCCUGAGGAACCUGGUGUAUGGCAAGGCCACCGACAGCAACAAGGUGGCGCUGAGGAACUGCGGCGGCGUUCCCGCUCUGCUGCGUCUCCUCAGGAAAACAACCGACAACGAAGUCCGUGAGCUGGUCACUGGUGUCCUGUGGAACCUGUCCUCGUGUGACGCGGUGAAGAUGACCAUCAUCCGCGACGCUCUCACCACACUGACCAACACGGUCGUCAUCCCCCACUCGGGCUGGAGCAGCGUCUCGCACCGCGAAGAACACAAAGUCAAGUUCCAGUCCUCCCUGCUGCUGCGCAACACCACCGGCUGCCUGAGGAACCUGAGCUCAGCAGGGGAGGAGGCGAGGAGUCAACUGCGUUGCUGUGAAGGUCUGGUUGACUCACUGCUCCACGUCCUCAAAGCCUGCGUCAACACCUCCGACUACGACAGCAAGAUCGUGGAGAACAGCGUCUGCACCCUGAGGAACCUCUCAUACCGGCUGGAGGUGGAGAUGCCCUCCUCUCGUCUCCUCAGCAACCAGGAGCUGGACACGCUGCUGGGCUUCUCCUUCCCGGCCAAGGAGCUGGACUACCUCUGCUGGGGGAAGAGGAGGCGAGGCAGGAAGCGGGGUGGCUGGCCCGACGACAAGUGGGAUGACGUGGGGCCAAUCCCAGGUUUCUCCCAGCCUCUGAGAGGAGCAGAGCUGCUGUGGCACCCGAUGGUGGUGAAGCCAUACCUCAACCUGCUGGCUGAAAGCUCCAACCCUGCCACACUGGAGGGAGCCGCCGGGUCACUGCAAAACCUCUCUGCUGGAAACUGGAAGUUCUCGGCCUACAUCCGAGCAGCGGUGCGUAAGGAGAAAGGUCUGCCCAUCCUGGUGGAGCUGCUGAGGAUGGACAACGACCGGGUCGUCUGCUCCGUCGCCACGGCUCUCCGCAACAUGGCGCUGGACAGCCGCAACAAGGAGCUGAUAGGGAAGUACGCCAUGCGGGAUCUGGUGAACCGACUGCCCGGCGGCAGUCCCUCAGUGCUGUCGGACGACACGGUGGCGUCGGUCUGCUGCACGCUGCAUGAGGUCACCAGCCGCAACAUGGAGAACGCCAAAGCUUUAGCCGACAGCGGAGGCAUCGAGAAGCUGGUGAACAUCAGCAAAGGACGAGGGAAAGGCUAUUCGAUGAAGGUUGUGAAGGCAGCAGCUCAGGUGUUGAACACACUGUGGCAGUACAGAGAGCUGAGGAGCCUCUACAAACAGGAUGGAUGGAACUACACCCACUUCAUCACCCCCGUCUCCACUCUGGAGCGAGACCGCUACCGUUCACAGCCGACUCUGCCCACCAGCCCUCUGCAGAUGUCCCCUGUCAUCCAAUCAGGCGGUAGUGCAACAUCCUCACCAGCGAUGCUCGGGAUAAGAGGACACAGCUCAAAUUAUCAGAGGGCGCAGUCAUCUAUGCAACUCGACACCUAUUAUGGAGACAACAGUUUACACAAACAGCAGUACACAGGGUCUGAGAAGAAAACCCCAUAUUUCAUCGGGACAUAUUCUUCCCAGUCAGGGGAAGAUUUGAGAAGGUCCCAGCAUCCAGAGCCAUUCUACGACGAACCCGACAGGAAGAACUACAACAGCUACAGAAUGUACCUGUCGUCCCCACAAGGCUACGGAGAGGAGCAGUACGAGGACGAACCGGUCCACCUGACCCCGUCCUCCCCCGAUGGCUACGCCAGCCAGUCGCUCCAGUUCAAAGCCAACACCAACUAUGUGGACUUCUACUCCACCACACGGAGGCCUUCAAACAGGGCGAACAAGUUCACCGGCUCCCCUGACUCCUGGGUGUAGAUACAAAACGGACAGUGCGUAGGUUGAGCUUCGCCGUUUUGGCUAUGUUUUCCGUGGGUGUUGGUGUGUGGGGUGUUGG